AUGACUCUCUCAAACCUAAGCAAAGGCAGUUACGAAGAUACUAGAUGCGAUCCCGGUUUCUACGCGAGGAACAACGAGGACCAGCGUCAUUUGAACCUCAAGGCGUUGGACAUGGUAGAGAAGGACUUAGAACACAGGUACGACAGAACCUUGCAUUUCUUGGACCUCGGCUGCGGUACGGGAGACUUCACGUGUCAGUGCCUCCUACCAAGAUGCCCACCUUGCGCAAGCAUCGUCGCUGUCGACUGCUCGGAGGAGAUGCUCUCGUACGCUCGCCAAACGUUCUCUCAUCCUCGCAUCCAGUACGACCGUCUGGACAUUAGUGGCAAUGUCGCCGACUUUGCGGCCAAGUACGGCACCUUCGAUCGUAUCUACUCCUUCUUCUGUCUUAACUGGGUUCGAGACCAGCACCAAGCAAUGAAAAACGUGUCCAGCCUUCUGUCGUCUGGCGGAGAGUGUGUUCUCGUCUUCCCAGCCUGGUCCCGGUCGCGGGUGCCUUGGACGAAGCUCGCGCGUCUCGAUCGUUGGCGCAGGCAUAAGGAAGCGUACGUCGACGUCGCCGCCGGAGACACCGCCCGGCCCGCUCUGAAGAAGUCUCCUGCUGAAUGCACUGGGAGUUGA
Messenger RNA from Rhipicephalus sanguineus (brown dog tick), 621 nucleotides. RefSeq names its product juvenile hormone acid O-methyltransferase-like. The record is from RefSeq and is a predicted model, not a curated record. Bases 1 to 621 code for a protein of 206 amino acids. NCBI's taxonomy places the organism in Eukaryota, Metazoa, Arthropoda, Arachnida, Ixodida, Ixodidae. The transcript is spliced from 2 exons.